Messenger RNA from Closterium sp. NIES-67, 2638 nucleotides. The record is from the annotation of a GenBank genome assembly. NCBI's taxonomy places the organism in Eukaryota, Viridiplantae, Streptophyta, Zygnematophyceae, Desmidiales, Closteriaceae.
UCACCACAGAUGCGCCGUUCUCCUGGAUGGGCGCCUUGCUUGGCGGUUUCGCGCGACCGCACGCAAGCUCUCAAGCCACCAUUCCCAGGCCCCCUGAAUUACUUCUAACAUCCCCGAGGCAAUGCGAUCUGGGGUCUGUUUUCGUGCGGCGACUGGCUUGCGGCGACUCGUCCACCAUAUCUGGUGAAUUUGACCUCCACGCCUUCGCGAAUUCCACACGCAAUUCCGAGCCAUGGCGCCGAGCCAGCCUCCCAAGCCUAACCCGUUGCCUCGGGGCCCGGUGAUGGCGAUCUGCAUCAUGUAUUUCACCAACGCCCUGGCGCCCACCAUCCUCUUCCCCUUCCUGCCUCUCAUGGUCGCUAGCUUUGCUGUCACCGACGACCCCACCAAGCUCGGCUACUAUGCAGGCUACCUGGGCUCCUCGUACUUCGUCGGGUCGCUGCUCACCAGCAGCUUCUGGGGCAUCCUGUCAGACCAGUGGGGGCGCAAGCCAGUGUUAUUAAUCGGUCUGGCGACCAACAUGGUGUGCGGGGGUGCGUUCGGCCUGUGCACGUCCUUCCAUUGGGCCAUGCUCGUGCGCUUCCUGCACGGGCUCUUCUCCACCGUCGCUGCCACUGGAAGAUCCACAGUGGCCGAACUUUGUGACUCCACCAAUCAGGCGCAAGGGUUCGCCCUACUAGGAACCAACUUUGGCCUCGGGCUGCUCAUUGGUCCAGCGCUGGGCGGAUUCCUCUGCGAGCCAGCAGUGAAGUACCCCUGGCUGUUCCCGCCUCGCUCUCUCUUCGCGCGCUUCCCCUUCCUCCUGCCCUGCCUGCUGCUCGCCCUGCUCUCCCUGCUCGGCCUCCUCGCCACCGCUGCCCUGCUGCCAGAGACCAAGGGGUGGGCGCGCCCUGUGGUCAACAUCGACGAUGACCUUCAAUCCGAUACCAACAGUGGGGGCUUCAAUGGUGGCAGCAACAGUGGCAGUGAUGCCACCGCUGCCCUGCUGCGGGAGACCAAGGGGUGGGCGCACCCUGUGGUGGACAGAGAUAGUGAUCUGCAUGGUCAUAAGCAUUGUGAUAUCGAGGAAUGUGGUAGUAACGAGGGCGGAGCGAUGAGGAAUGUUGAAGCAGAAAGUGGUGGCCGCAGAGAGACGACCGUCAUUAGAGUCACAGUGGCCUCAGUUGACAGUGGCAGCUGCGGCAGCAGCAGCAGCAGCAGCAGGAGCAGUGGCAGUGACAGUGGAAGCCGAAGGUCGAGCCUGAGCCAGCCUCUGUUGCAGUCAAUAGCAGAGGAGAGAGACGAAGGGGAGGAGGAGGAGGAGUGGGAGAGAGGGGAAGGAGGGAGAGAAGGCAAACGGUGUGAGUGCAGGGGGGGUGAUGAAGUGGCGCAGGGGCAGGGAGGGCAGCAAGGGAGUGAGAGGCGAGCAGGGAGUGGAGACGUGAGAGGGGGAGCGCAUGCAGCCGGGGGCCAAGGGGGAGGAGCGAGAGGGAGGGGGGUUGAGGGGAGUGGAGUUGCGAGCAUGGGAGAAGGUACGGUGGGACAAGCGUGUGAGGGUGAAGGGAAAGGGGGAGCGGGGCGGGGAGGAGGAUGUGGAGGAGGAGGAGUAGGAGAAGGGUGGGGAGAGUAUGAUAAAGACCGGGCCGACUAUAGGGAUGGCAGCAGAGCCAGGGGGGACCUGAACCACCUGAAGGACCACCUGAAGGAUCACCUGAACGGACAACACCUGAGAGAGCCGUUACUCUCUGCAGGGGGGGAAGAAGACGAACGACAUGCAGGAAGGCGCUACAGUGAUGGAGGUGUUGGCGCCUUCUGCGGGGGCUCCUCUUGGUUCUGCUCCUGCCUGCCACAGCUGUCUUGUUGCUGCCUGCCCUCCUGCCUGCCCCACCCGUCUCUCUCCCCUGUGGGCCUCUUCUCACCUCUCUGUGGGCAGCAGCUGGCGCAGGCACUGUUUGACAGCGCCACAGUGAAGGCCUUUCUCUUCCUGGCGCUGCUCAGCUUCGCUACCACCGCAUUCAACGAGGUCUUUCCUCUCUGGAGCCUAACUGAUUGGAGGUUCGGAGGGCUCAGCUUCGGCACGAACCAAGUAGCCAUGGCCCAAACCUGUGCGGGAAUAUGCUCUGUUAUUUUCCAGUUAUACGUGUAUGCUCCGCUUGUCAACAGAGUGGGUGCUCGUGGGGCCGUCCAGGUGUCGCUGUCAGUUGGCUUCGUUAUAGUCACAUGGCUUCCCUUCAUCCGCGCGUUCGGCCAUGGCAGUCAAGCCACCGUCAUUGCUGCUUGCCUCUCCCUGGCCAUGCGGAGUUUUGCGCAGUGUGUGUUCACAUCAGGCUUCAUCUUCAUCAACAACAGCAUCACAGACCCGUCCAUGCUUGGUGCUGUCACGGGCAUCACACAGAGCAUCAACCUCUUUUUCAGGGCCAUGGCACCUGCUGCUGGUGCAUCCGUGUUUGCAUGGAGCAUCAGCGGUAAAGGGUUCUUUCCUUUCGACUACCAUUUCUUCUUCUUUGCUCAGGCAGCUCUUCAGCUCGUUUUGAUAUUAAUUUCUCGGUCCAUGCCGGACCAUAUUGACAAGCCAAAGUUUGUUAGGCGUCAAACAUAAGUGUAUCAAAACGAUGAAUUUUAUUGGGUGGGCUUUCAUGCAAAGGCUCUUAAUCUACAC